UUCGGAUUUUCAAUCAAAUUGAAGGUAGAAUAUUUGACUAGUGAAUUAUUCGAAUUGACUCAGCCCUAAAGCGCAUAUGUGAACAAAGCGGCGUGGUGUCAUUUUGCCUCUUAUGUUACAGGUCUAUUAUACUGGGCUUCGUCAUUUUGUCUUUUAGAAAAUUUCAUUCAAAUCACAGUUGAUCCUAGUUCUAGGAUGCACUUUAAUGCACCUGUGCAGCUUUCUUUCGAUUGUUUGCCCAGAUUUCCAGAUGCCGCUCCUGGCCUACUACAAGCACCACCAACCCCGGCGCUGGGUCCUGGCCACGGCCCUGGUCUGCCUGUAUGGCUUCCUCAAGGCCAUGCGCCCCUCGGAGCCCUUCCUGACCCCUUACCUGAUCGAGGACAAGAACAUCACCGAGCGGGACCUGGACAACGUGGUCUACCCCUACUGGACCUACUCGUACAUGCUGGCGCUGGUGCCCGUCUUCCUGUUCACCGACCUCCUGCGCUACAAGCCUGUGGUGGUAUUUGAGGGCAUGGCCUACGUCGGGACCUGGGCCAUCCUCCUGUGGGGCCAAGGGGUGCCUCAGAUGAUACUGAUGCAGUGUAUAUACGGACUAGCCACCGCCACUGAAAUUGCCUACUAUGCCUACAUCUUUGCCGCCGUGCCCACUGAGCAAUUCCAGCGCGUGUCCAGCUACACGCGCUCCGCCAUCCUGACGGGCAACUUUAUGGCUGGUGCCCUGAGUCAGCUACUGAUUUCACUGAAGGCCACCACUUACUACGGACUGAAUAUUGCAUCUAUGACCAGUGUCGUGUGCUCUCUGGUAGUGGCAAUCAUGCUUCCUAACGUCCGGGAGACUCUGUACUUCCACCGCAGCCGCGACCGCGCAGGUGUGUCGCGUACGCAAACUCCUGCAGAUGCAGUCCCCUCUGUGGACAGCAAGGAAGACGGCACUGUUGCACCAGAAGUGAACUCCGACAAUACCACACCACCAGUUGAGCAAAGUUCCCCCUCGUCCUCGGAUAGAAGAGAGGACGCUCUCCCAACUCUGGAGUGCUGCGGCCCCAGUCCUCGGAACACUGGCAGAACCUGGAUUCGGCGUUCCCUGCCCGGCUGCCGGGAUAAUUUCACCCACAUGUGGAGCGACUUCAAGAGUUGUUACGGUAACUUCCACCUGCUGAAGUGGUCCCUGUGGUGGGCCUUUGCCACCUGCGGCAACUUUCAGGUCGGCAACUACGUCCAGAACCUGUGGGAGAUCAUCGAUGAGAAACCGGGAAAUUACAACUUGAAUCGGGACGUGUACAACGGCGCAGUGGAAGCAGUGUCCACCCUUACUGGAGCUGUUUCAGCCUUCCUGAUCAUGUUCGUUCGUAUGGACUGGCGCCUCUUCGGCGAGCUGCUGCUAGGUGUGGUCUCCCUCGUGGAAUCGGUUCUUUUGGUCAUCAUGGGAACGACAAGCAACAUAUGGCUGUGCUACGCCUUCUACAUCCUCUUCCGCUCUUCGUAUCAGUUGGUGAUAACCAUAGCAACAUACCAGAUAGCCAAGUAUCUGGCUCUUGAGCGCUACGCCCUCGUGUUCGGCCUGAACAUGUUCAUCGCCUUGGUACUCGGUUCAGUCUUGACCUUCAUUGUGGUCGAUUCCCGGACUCUAAACACCCCACCUGAUGUACAGUUCAUCGUCUACGGUGGCUACUUCUUCAUUCUGGCCUGCGCCUUUAACACUAAGGCUGUCUACUCGAUAUCGGCCUAUGGCUGGCGGGCUGCUUGGCGGGACCGUCUGGAGACCCGACCUGCAGACAGAGGGCAGAGCCUGCCGGCUGUGGCGGCGGGCGACGGAGAGCAAACAGGCUACCAACCAUUUUACAAUGACAGUGAUGCCGGCAACGAAAGCGACGUUUGACUGGGGGCAAUUGAAGAGUGGCAAAAACUAGAGAUAGAAAUGAUUUCAUUUUUAAACUGUACUCAGCAUUUUAACCCCUUUCCUUAGGCUGUGUUCCCAGUAACUUGACCCGUCCUAUAAAAUCAGGCGGAAUCUUUAUAUUUUGAUCUGAAAAGGAGUAAAACUUAAAAAUUGGUGCUGAAAGAAAUAGGUUGAACAUUAUUCCAUUUAGAUGUGUUUGGCUUUUGCCUAAAAGAAUUUAGCACAAGUAAACCCCCAAAAACGUUUUUAAUGUAAAAUGAAUUAAACGCAGCUGUAUUUAUUUUUUUUGAGCCUUACUGUGUGUAACCAUUUCUAGUUAUACAUUUUUUUAAGUGACUGUGAUUUCAAUGCAAUGUACAUGUAUCUAUUUUAAGCUAGGUUUAUUAAAUGCUUAAAAGAUAUAUUUAAACUUGAAUUUGUACCCAGAUGAGCAUUGAAAAAGUAGCAUUUCUUCCGUAAACAGGGACGAAACCGUUGAAAAAAUGCACCAUUGAAUUUUGUUGGAAUCUUCCUCGUCAUUCUUGCCUGAUUUUCAUAUAGACACACAGGGCAGAGUUGGUCCUUCGCAGUGAAUUCAUAAUUAUGUGCCAAACAAAAGGCUGCACUUGUAAGGAAUUCAAAGUCUGUAUGAAGCAUUCUGGGCAUUGAGCCUGGUUUUUGAUCUGAUGUGCUAAGUGUGUUACUUGAAUUCCAUCAACUUAUUUCUAUUCCUGCAUUAUCCAUUGUCUUUGAAACAAGUACUUUUUACUGUGAUGCUAAGUUGCUACAUCGAUAGACCUGAAAUUAAAUGAGGCCAACAUGGCCUAACUUUA
Molecule: messenger RNA, 2718 nt
Organism: Acanthaster planci (crown-of-thorns starfish)
Lineage: Eukaryota; Metazoa; Echinodermata; Asteroidea; Valvatida; Acanthasteridae
Product: thiamine transporter 2-like
Biological process (GO): transmembrane transport; vitamin transport
Cellular component (GO): plasma membrane
Molecular function (GO): vitamin transmembrane transporter activity
Source: RefSeq, a predicted model, not a curated record